UUGACCUGAAUCAUCGUUUAUUUUCUUUCUCUCUUUCCUUUUUUUCCCCUCUCUGGCUAUGAGCUCAAACCUGAAACGCAAGCAAAUCAAAAUCAUAUAAAAAUUCAAUGGCGUUGGUACGCUGUUGCUUCUCCACAGUUACGAUCUUCUUGUUUUUCACUGGAUUGACAUCCUCAUAUUUAAUCUCAGAUGAUAUCUUUCAAACUCAUGCAGGAAGAACACUCCUCCAGUUGAAAAAAGAUUGUCCAGUUGAUUUUGAAAACAAGAACUACACAGUAAUCACAAGUCAAUGUAAAGGACCUCGUUACCCUCGUGAGCAAUGUUGCAGUGCUUUGAAUGAAUUUGCGUGUCCUUAUGCAGAUGAAUUGAAUGACUUGAAUAAUGUUUGUUCAUCAACCAUGUUCAGUUACAUAAUGCGAAUUGGGGGUUACCCACCUGGUUUGUUUGCAAAUCAAUGUGUAGAAGGGAAAUUAGGGCUUGAAUGUUCGUCUGACCCACCAGGCUCAUCUAAUCCCAACCCUAAUAGAGGUUCAGUGGUCUCAGUGUUGCUCGUCUUCAGCACUUCUUCUCAUAGUAGUAAUCGGUGUAUUACUGUUUUGAUGCCAGAAUUGCCGAUUUCCUCUAUCCUCCAUGGUUCAGUGUAGCAAGGUUGAAACUUGAAAGUUUCAGCAGUGGGAAGAUAUUUCAUCCAGCGCUUCUGUGUGUUGCUUCUGUGUCGGAAUGUAUUUAUUUUGUACUUUGUUGAUACUAUCAAGGAACUCAAAAUUUCAUGCAUUUUUGAUAUACAAUUAACAUGAAAAAUAAACCAAUGGAAGCAUAGAAACAUACUUA
Papaver somniferum (opium poppy) is the source of this 831-nucleotide messenger RNA. RefSeq names its product GPI-anchored protein LLG1-like. The coding region runs from base 108 to 644 and encodes 178 amino acids. NCBI's taxonomy places the organism in Eukaryota, Viridiplantae, Streptophyta, Magnoliopsida, Ranunculales, Papaveraceae. The transcript has 3 exons. The record is from RefSeq and is a predicted model, not a curated record.